Xenopus tropicalis (tropical clawed frog) is the source of this 1716-nucleotide messenger RNA. It is a transcript of the gene inpp5a.2, whose product is annotated as inositol polyphosphate-5-phosphatase, 40kDa, gene 2. Bases 232 to 1389 code for a protein of 385 amino acids. Gene Ontology annotation, molecular function: inositol-polyphosphate 5-phosphatase activity; phosphatase activity. Gene Ontology annotation, biological process: phosphatidylinositol dephosphorylation. Lineage: Eukaryota; Metazoa; Chordata; Amphibia; Anura; Pipidae. The transcript is spliced from 17 exons. The record is from RefSeq and is a predicted model, not a curated record.
UGUUUCAGGAAGGGAUCAAUGGGCUGGCAGAGGAGCAACAGGCACACAUAAACAUGAGCACAGUGACAUCCAGGGAUUUCCAUAUUCUGAGGAAAGCAGACUGACUGUGCCAGGAAUAGCUGAGUAACCGCACCGAGAGGCGUCAGCACUUCCAGCCAUUGACUGCUGCUCCUGGAUCACUCUUGCUUUCAUUCAGUGUCUCCAUUUGCCCUGUGACCAGUGAUCGGGGACAUGGGGGGUCCGGGAGUCAUGUUCAUAACAGCCAACAUUGGAUCUCUAUCUGACCAGCCGGGAGAGAUGCAGAAGAACUGGUUUCAAGAACUGUUUCAGACAAUCCAUAGAUGUAACCCAGAAUUCAUUGCAAUGCACUUGCAGGAGUUUGGAGGCAAAGAAUAUGAGAAGAACAUGGAAGCUGCAGAGAAAUUAAUAAGGAUGCUGAUAGAGAGUCAGGAACUUUCAUCAUAUGAACGGGUGCAAGCAUUCAUAGACACAGAUUACAGCCAGCCAGAACGCUUCACUGCUCUUGGCUCAAUCUACCUAAUACACAAAUCCCUGAACAGAAUUCAGAUAUAUAAUUUUAAAGAAAAGCACUUUGCCACAUUCUCUGGGCACAACCUGUUCCUCGGCUCACUGGGAGACUGUCCCUUGGUGCAGAAAGAGAGAUUUCCCCAGGACUUUUGGAAAGAGUUUCCCUGGACACGCAAGGGAUUCAUGAGGACCCGGUGGCAGUUACACGACAGGACAUUUGAUCUGGUGAACCUUCACCUCUUUCAUGAUGCCUCCAAUCUCAUUUCUCUUGAGCUUUCCCCUUCAAUCUAUAGCCUGAACCGCAGCAAAGCCCUGAACCACGUCCUUAACAGAUUACAAGAUACCGAAGAAGUGCCCUUUUUCCUGUUUGGGGACUUUAAUUUCCGACUGGACCUAAAAAGCUUCAUAUUGGCUGAGAGUUGGACUCAGAAGGAAAUGACAGAGAAAGGCACUGUGCUUUAUGAACAAGAGGGAUUGGUGAAGCUUAUCAUUCAAAAUAAAGUCUUUGACCAUAAAAAUAUGGAGAUUUUUCAGGAGAACAAUGUACAAUCGCUGCGCAAAUUUGACUCUGAGCCACUCCCUUUCCUCAGUAGGCUAGCUGAGAUGCCAAUCUUCUUUCCUCCCAGUUACCCAUUCAGUGAGGACAUCACAAGACCGUCGCAAUUCAUGGGCACACGCUGCCCGUCCUGGUGUGAUAGAGUACUCAUGUCCUACUCUGCCAGAGCUCUCCUCAACAAGGUUAAGGAUGAAGAGAGUGAUGUUCAGUACGACCGGAUUGGAGCCGAUGUCUGUAUGGGAGAUCACAAGCCUGUGUUUCUUUAUUGGGAGAUGGAGUUACCUAUAGAAAAUCAUGUAAAGUAACAGCUUCUCCUUUUCUUAGGUCCCAGAAUACCUCAUAGAAACCCUGAAGACUACCUACAGCUACCUACAUGGCCUGUUUUUAUCUCAUAGCAACCAUGUUCACAAGGUGAUUCUAAUGGGUCACCUGACUGACUGGCAGACGAAGUGGUGGCACAAAACAUGCAUGUUAUAUGCACAUGCAAUAUCCCUGCUCUUCUGUAAGCUGUCACCUUGAGUUUACAUUUCUUAAUUUAAGAUGAUCAGGAAAUUAACGGAAAAUAUAGUUCACGUUUAUAAAAUAAAAAUGUUAUGAAAGCACAAUAAAUUGUAUUGAUAACCUCUUCAAAA